Messenger RNA from Gaeumannomyces tritici R3-111a-1, 594 nucleotides. RefSeq lists its product as hypothetical. Bases 1 to 594 code for a protein of 197 amino acids. The record is from RefSeq and is a predicted model, not a curated record. NCBI's taxonomy places the organism in Eukaryota, Fungi, Ascomycota, Sordariomycetes, Magnaporthales, Magnaporthaceae. The transcript has 4 exons.
AUGCAUUUCUCAAAGCCUCUCGCCGCCUGCGUCGCCGCCGCGUGCGCCCUGGCCCGUCCACACGACAGCCAGGACGGCGCAGGCACCACGACCGCUGCCGCGACCAGCAUUACCAACUCCAGCCCGCUCGAGAUCAUCACGGCGACCCGUACGGCCCCGGCGCCGCCCGACGUCGGCUACCCGCCCCAGGAAGCGGCCAUGCCGGCCGCCGGCCCUGCUGCGGCCAUGGGAGCCAGGGGCUCCUGGUGGCCCAUCUACACGGUGCCGGUCGCGCCCGGCGCUAGCCUCCUUGCUAACGGGCGGUACAAGGUCGACGACGGCUGGGUGAAGGAGCACAAGAUCCUGGAGCUCGCACUUGGCGGCGAAAACAACGAGGGAGAUCAUACCUACCUCACAUUCAAGUGUCAAUACCAGUGCCAGAUGACCGCUGGAUGCGAAUCCUUUUUCCUGAGCUCAAGCGUGAGCGAACUGAGGCGGGAGGGAAACAAGAUCAUCCCCGAGUCGACCUGCCAGGUCUACAACGCUCGGCUGGAGCCCAGCCUGUACGUCUCUGCAGAGCAGAAGGCGAUUGGGGGCUACAAUUGGAAGAAAUAA